GUUUAUUCAGAUUAGUACACAGCUACUCCUAGUCAGUCUGUUAUACUCUUUCUACAGUAGAUGCAUUGGUUGGUUCUAUUUGUUAGGCUUAAGUUGGAAAAACACCUGUGUAAGUCACACUGAGUCAAUUUCACGUUGCUAUUGUGGAAGUGUCAAAAUGCUGGCUUUUGCAAGUAAAUAUGUUUGUUGAAUCAUAUAUCUACUUUCUGCAUUCUCUAGCUCAGAAACGGGAAAACGGCGCAGUUAUUCAUCUGGUGAUAAAAGUUUCCAUUUCUACAUACACGCACGAAUACGUAAAUAACUUGAAUGUUUCUUCAAACACCUGAUGUUUAUUCCCACGCCCCAAAAGCUAUCCGGCAAAACGUCAUUCACUCUGCGACCGGAGACAGCUAUCCAUAUCGUGAAGGCCGCUCAAAAGUCCCCUUUUACAAACAGUUCUCAUCUGCAAGUUGGGCACAUCUUUUUUGACGUCAGAACUUCUAGUGUAGUCGAGUUCACCAGUCUUCAGCUGAUGCGUCUGCAUGUAAACAGAACUUGCCACGUGAUCAUGUGAACUGUCCGUGCCGUCAUUGGGAACGUUUGUGGAAACAAAAGGGACACCGAGCACUGUUGAGAUUCUGAGAAUAAACGGGCAACAUCCGGGUUGGGAUACCAGAAAGAGGACUAAACGAGUGUCUGUUUAGUGGGCAAACAUGGCUGGUGCUGUGCUGGGACAGCAUAACGGAUAUACGUGGUGAUAAGACUUUGUAUUGUGUUGUAGGUUUAUUGUAAGAUGUCAUUCACGAUGGAAGAUUCGUUAGAGUCCGACUGGGUAGCAGUGAGACCUAAUGUUUUUGAGGAGAAAGAAAGACAUAAGUUUACGUUUAUUGUGGCUUGGAACGAGAUUGAGGGGAAGUUUGCAAUAACAUGUCACAACCGGACUGUGCAGAGACAAAGAACUGUGGGCAGUGAUCCUGGUAUGAGAAACAUCGAUAGCACGGGAAUGGAAGUCACACAGCAAGAAAGUUUACAAAGCCCAAUAAAAGGAAGGCUAAAAGACACUAGUCCAUAUCGGAGGAGUGGGGUUAGGAGUCAGAUUGCGGGUGACGCACGAGUUAAGAGUCCUGGUCGGAGAGAUACAUCUGCUAGGGGAUUGGGGAAAGGUGAAAUUGGUAUCAGAAGUUCAUCACCAGCAAAAACGCCAACUAGCAGCCCACUAAAGAAACAAGUGGAUAGUAAGGAGUCAUCCACUAUACAAAAAGAUAUGAAGAGAUAUGAAGGAAAUAGUGAAGUUCUGGUGCUUUUAAAGGAAGAUUCAGGAUCCGGUGUCAACGAGUCUGAUCUAGCAGAUUUCCAAGACUUAGAAAGUAGGGAUGAAUGCAGCUGGGCUGGGCUUUUUUCUUUCCAGGACCUGCGAGCCAUCCACCAGCAGUUGUGUUCCGUGAAUUCAGAAAUGGAGUUUUGUUUGCCUGUUUUUCCUGAAGAGCCAUCAGCAAUGUGGUCAGUGUUGUUCGGAGCUCCGGAGAUGACAGAAGAAGAGGUUGAUACUCUGUGUUACCAGCUUCAGGUUUACUUGGGUCAUGCACUGGAUACGUGUGGGUGGAAGAUUCUUUCACAGGUCCUUUUUUCGGAGCAAGAUGACCCUGAAGAAUAUUAUGAAAGCCUCAGCGAACUUCGGCAGAAAGGGUAUGAAGAGGUCCUUCAAAGAGCUAGAAAACUACUUCAAGAGCUGUUGGAGAAACACAGAAAUACAGAGUGUAUGGUAGAACUACUUAAACUCUAUCAGGAGGAAGAUGAUGCGUAUAUUGUACUUGUUGAAGCCACUACAGAACUGUAUCAAUAUCUCUUACAACCAUUCAGAGACAUGAGAGAACUGGCUAUGCUGAGAAGGCAGCAGAUAAAGAUUUCCAUGGAAAAUGAUUACCUUGGCCCUCGAAGAAUAGAGAGUCUGAAAGAAGAAGAUGCGGACUGGCAAAGAAAAGCCCAUAUGGCAGUGCUGUCUAUUCAAGACCUAACAGUCAAGUAUUUUGAAGUAACUGCCAAAUCACAGAAAGCUGUGUAUGAACGGAUGCGAGCAGACCAGAAGAAAUUUGGGAAAGCAGCUUGGGCAGCAGCAGUGGAACGAAUGGAAAAACUUCAGUAUGCCGUUAACAAAGAAACACUACAGCUUAUGAGGGCUAAAGAAAUCUGCCUGGAGCAGAGGAAGCAUGCACUGAAAGAAGAGAUGCAAAGUUUACAAGGUGGGGCAGAGGCAGUGGUACUUCUGGACCAGCUAGAACGGGACUAUUAUGACUUACAACUGCAACUGUAUGAAGUCAAGUUUGAGAUCCUGAAGUGUGAAGAGUUAUUGCUCACAGCGCAGUUGGAAAGCAUUAAAAGACAGAUGUCAGAAAAGCAAGAUGAUGUGGUUUACUAUGACACUUACGAAAGUUUGGAAGCAAUGCUUGAAAAAGAGGUGAUGACAACAUCUGUAACGUCUCAAAGGGAAGAGCUAAAGAGGCUGCAGCAGACAGUGCGACAGUUAGAAGCAAAGCGUGGACGUAUUUCCGCCAAGAAAGCCUACCUCAGAAACAAGAAGGAAAUCUGCAUCGCAAAAAACAAUGAAAAGAUUCAGCAACAGCAGCGAAACGAAGACGACUACAGAUUACAUCAUAGUGUACAGCUGAAACGAGAACAGGUAAAGGAAGACGAAGAAAGGAAAAGCAAAUGGGUCAGCCAGGAGAGACAGAAGACACUGGAUCGACUCCGUACAUUUAAACAAAGGUAUUCUGGGCAAGUUGUACUUAAGUCAACCAGACUUCGAUUGCCGCUAGGUAGACGGAGAAGUGGAACCACUACGCCAUCAGCGGAUCAGCCUCAUAGUCUUCAUGUGACCAUGCAGAUACAUGACACAGCUGAUGAGGUAUCAUUAGGAGCGUACCUGCGUAAGCCUGGAAGUCAGAAUGUCAGGGGUGCUGUGCAGAGUGAAUGUGUUUCUUUACCUCCCCAAGUCUUACCUUUGGAUUUUUCUCAAACUGCAUUUGUUCCGAAUUUGAGCUGUAAAGAAACAAUCGCAGAGGAAGAUAACUCCUCAGGGCCUCAUUCACUGCUGCUGUCAAUACCACCACCACCACCACCACCACCACCACCGCCACCACCUCCACCACCACCUCCUCCAACUCCAUUAACAAGUGAAGAUCUGGAAACUGCCCUGCAGAAAGCAGAAAGUCCUGUGAAGCAGCAUCAACCAGAAGACACAGGGGUCCCAAAACCACUUGGGGUACCUACCCAACAGUUCUUUGAUAGCAGCCAAUUGGUUACCGCUAGAAAUAAACUGAGAAAGGCAUCAGCUGUGGAAAGCUCACAGAAAAAGAAAGUAACUUCACCAAUGGAUGAAGUACUGGCUUCUCUGAAGCGAGGUAGCUUCCAUUUGAGAAAAGUUGAACAGAGAAAUCUGCGCCCUUUCCCAGAUGAAGACGACAACAACAGCAUCUUGGCACAGAUCAGAAGGGGUGUGAAACUGAAGAAAGUGCAAAAGGAAUCCCUUAGGGAUUCCUUUGCAGACAUGCCUGAUGCUGAUCCCUUGACUCGCAGCAUCCAUGAAGCACUGAAAAGGAUCAAAGAGGCAUCACCUGAAUCAGAUGAUGAUGACGACAGCCUACCUUCCACUGACUGGGAUAAUUAACUUGUAAUAUUUUUCAGUCUUUCUUUUCUGCUGUGUUAAUUGAUGUGACCCUUCUUGAUGCUGUCACUUCCAUCCAGGAUGUACAGAGUAAAACAAAUGACUUGGUUGGCAGAAUCAGAAUUCUUCCUUGAAAACUGUGCCUAAAUUUAAAUUCUGUAUUUAUAAGUUAGGAAGGGUACACUUAAAAAGUUAUGUAGACCUCUCAUUACAGAGGAACAUAAAUGCACUCAGCAGUAUUUUCCGUUUCAGAGUAUCAGUCAGACUAGCUUUGCUUACAUAAUGGGGCAUCGAAAAGCCAAACAGGUCUCCUUUGUACUUUAGAAAAUCUUAAAUCUUUUACUCAUAAAAGGCACCUGCCAGUUGAGUUUGUCAUAAACUCAUGUAAUUAUGUAGUUUAUGAAUUAUAAUGAUAAGCAUAAAAUAUAUUUUUAAUGAA
Protopterus annectens (West African lungfish) is the source of this 4079-nucleotide messenger RNA. It is a transcript of the gene JMY, whose product is annotated as junction mediating and regulatory protein, p53 cofactor. NCBI's taxonomy places the organism in Eukaryota, Metazoa, Chordata, Ceratodontiformes, Protopteridae. The record is from RefSeq and is a predicted model, not a curated record. The transcript is spliced from 10 exons. Gene Ontology annotation, biological process: intrinsic apoptotic signaling pathway by p53 class mediator; positive regulation of apoptotic process; Arp2/3 complex-mediated actin nucleation. The coding region runs from base 773 to 3643 and encodes 956 amino acids. Gene Ontology annotation, molecular function: transcription coactivator activity; Arp2/3 complex binding; actin binding. Gene Ontology annotation, cellular component: cytoplasm; nucleus.